UUUAAAUACACUCGUUCAAUUUCAUCAAUAUAUCUAUAUAAAUAAUUGGUUAAAUAUUCAGAUUCGGGCGGGCGGGGCUGUACAAGGUGCACAUGUUCGGCAAUCCUAGCAUAAUCGUGUGCAGCCCACAAGCAUGCCGAAGAGUCCUAAACGACGACGAAGGCUUCAAGCCCGGCUGGCCCACUUCGACUCAGCAACUCAUGGGAAGGAAAUCAUUUGUUUCCAUUUCCGACCAACAACACAAAUGGCUGCGCAAGUUGACGGCUGCCCCGGUCAACGGCUUCGAAGCCCUCACUGUCUACAUGAAAUACAUCGAGGAGAAUGCCAUCAUAGCUUUGCAGAAAUGGGAAGAGAUGCCACAGAUUGAGCUCCUAACUGAGCUCAGAAGCCUCACUUUCAACAUAAUCAUGCACAUUUUCUUGAGCUCCGAAGGUGAGAGUGUCAGAGAGGUCUUGGAGAAGGAAUACACAGCUCUCAACUAUGGAGUCAGAGCCAUGGCCAUUAAUGUGCCCGGAUUCGCUUACCACAACGCGCUUAAGGCACGUAAGCGGCUUGUGGGCGUGCUUGGAGCUAUUGUGAGCAAGCGAAGGGCGCAGAGACGGGAGGAUCCAUCGAGCCCGAGGAGAGACAUGAUGGAUGCUCUCUUGGAUGCUGAAGAUGAGAAUGGUGCAAGAUUGGAUGAUGAAGGGAUUGUUGAUAUCUUGGUUAUGUAUCUCAAUGCUGGCCAUGAAUCUUCAGGGCACACAACUAUGUGGGCUGCCCUUUUCUUACACCAGAAUCCACAUAUGUUCAACAAGGCUAAGGCUGAGCAAGAGGAUAUCAUAAGAAACAGGCCUCCUGAUCAGAAAGGUUUGACACUGAAAGAGAUUAGGAAAAUGGAUUACCUAAAUAAGGUUAUUGAUGAGACACUUCGCGUAGUUUCCUUCUCAUUGAUGGUCUUCAGAGAGGCAAAGAAAGAUGUUACUGUUUGUGGCUACACCAUUCCUAAAGGAUGGAAGGUUUUGGUCUGGUUCAGGAGCGUUCACUACGACCCUGAGGCAUGGCCCGACCCAAAGAGGUUUGAUCCUUCGAGAUGGGAUAACUUCAUUCCAAAAGCAGGGAAUUUCCUUCCUUUCGGAGGUGGAAGCAGAUUGUGCCCCGGAAAUGAUCUAGCCAAGCUCGAGGUCUCCAUCUUCCUCCACCAUUUUCUUCUGAAUUACGAGUUCGAGCAAUCCGACCCUGCUAGUCCGGUGAUGUACUUACCACACUCGAGGCCUAAAGACAACUGUCUGGGCAAGAUGAGAAGGAUGACUGCUAAAACUUCAUAGAUAUAUAUAUAUAUAUAUAUAUAUAUAUAUAUAUAUAUAUAUAUACUUCUAUUCUUGAUUUGAGUUUUGCUCUUGUUGUUUACUAUUUAUUAGUACAAUAAAAAAGGAAGCCUGUAAGAAUUAUUCACUUCUUUUUUUACUGUAGGAAUGGAUGUUUACAUGUGUCUUUACUAUAAAAAAAGGAAUUUUUUUCUUAUGAAAUACUUAAGAAAGAAGGAACCUUUUU
This is a messenger RNA of Salvia miltiorrhiza (redroot sage), 1533 nucleotides long. Its product is annotated as ent-kaurenoic acid oxidase 1-like. Bases 93 to 1307 code for a protein of 404 amino acids. The record is from RefSeq and is a predicted model, not a curated record. Gene Ontology annotation, biological process: brassinosteroid homeostasis; sterol metabolic process; brassinosteroid biosynthetic process. The transcript is spliced from 7 exons. Gene Ontology annotation, molecular function: heme binding; iron ion binding; ent-kaurenoic acid monooxygenase activity. NCBI's taxonomy places the organism in Eukaryota, Viridiplantae, Streptophyta, Magnoliopsida, Lamiales, Lamiaceae. Gene Ontology annotation, cellular component: endoplasmic reticulum.